Molecule: messenger RNA, 963 nt
Organism: Caenorhabditis remanei
Lineage: Eukaryota; Metazoa; Nematoda; Chromadorea; Rhabditida; Rhabditidae
Exons: 3
Coding region: 1-963 (320 amino acids)
Biological process (GO): embryo development
Source: RefSeq, a predicted model, not a curated record
AUGUUAAUUGUGCUGCGGAUGGCUUCAUGGAAACACAUCAAAGCGAUUUCCUAUAAGGCUCGGAGAACUCAUACUUCGGUUUUUGCUGUGAAGAGUCAGGAAGAUUCUCCGAAAAUGUUGGAACUAAGACCUUCAAUGGCUAUGUCUCAGGAAAAACAACAAUCGGUGCGCGGUUUGGGAUACAAUAUGACAUACUGUUGGUCAUCCGACACAAACAUCCUCGUUGUUACAUUCGAUGAGAAAACAAUGGUUCCAACGGUGCAGUUUGUACACCAGCACAUAAGCAGCCUAUUCGGCAGCCAUCUGCAGCACGGUUGCACUCUUCUCUCAUAUGAUCUGAUGUUUCUCCCAGCGAUUCUUCCGAUUACAUCAAAUGUGCUUAUUUCGCAUUUGGUAAUGGUGCCAACUCUUCUCGAUGCGUUUAUCUCAAAAAUGGAGAAUCAAGAAUAUUUAACCAUGAAGAAUCAAAUGAGAGAUCUUCCACUGUUCAACGUCAAAUUCAUCAGCUGCAAACAUCUCAGUUUCAUAAAUGCCUAUACUUUGGCUCCAGAAAUAUUGUCGCGUUUUGAAGGACAGACAGUUGUCAUGUAUAAUGCUAUCAUGGAAGAUGCAACCAUUGUCAAAUUUGUUGCAAACUGGCAGAAGGGGAAUUUCGCCCCUAACCUUAAGUUCUUGAAACUAUACUUGAAUUUUUCUCAUCUUUUCCAUCCUGCCGUCAUCACAAACUCACUGAAGAUCAAAAUUUUUUUUCAUUCUAAGAGACCACCUUGUUUCCAAUACCCAGUCAAAAACUACUUUGGCGCCGAAGAAACACUCCUAAAGCAUGACUUGGUUGUAACAACUUAUGUUGUGAGAGAAACUGACAAGGUUGUUGCGUCGAUAAGUGUUUCCGAAGACCGUUUCGAUUUUUGUGUAUGGGAGUGGAACGAAACGCAAAUGAAGGAGAUGGGAUAUAUUGAGUGA